Messenger RNA from Calypte anna (Anna's hummingbird), 4927 nucleotides. It is a transcript of the gene HERC4, whose product is annotated as HECT and RLD domain containing E3 ubiquitin protein ligase 4. The coding region runs from base 600 to 3770 and encodes 1056 amino acids. The transcript is spliced from 26 exons. Gene Ontology annotation, molecular function: ubiquitin-protein transferase activity. Lineage: Eukaryota; Metazoa; Chordata; Aves; Apodiformes; Trochilidae. The record is from RefSeq and is a predicted model, not a curated record.
GCCCCUGACCACGAGGUCGGGCGGCAAGCAGGCAAGGCAGGGAGGCGGGCGGGCAAGCGAGCAGGCGGUGGGGCAAGCAAGCGGCCAAGCGGGGAGGCGAGCAGGCAGGCAAGCACGGAGGCAGCCAGGCAGGCAGUCGGACAGGCAAGCACGCAGACAGGCAGGCGGUGAGGCGCGCACGACACGGCCCCGCCCCGCUGAUUCACGCCUGCGCAGAAGCGGGGCAGGGCCCUGUCACGGCUCCGUGUCGGGGCCGGUCACGCCCUCUCGGUGGCCGGUGGGUGCCUGCGGCGGACGGGGCGGGCUGGGCGCGGCUUCGCGGCCCCAGCGGAAGCGGAGCAGAGGGGAACGGAGAGCUUUGCCGCCGGGUGAAGCUUGCUUUGCAGUCACCGCUACAAAUGUGUGAAAUUUGCUGUUGUGUAGCUAUGUCUACAGUGAAGAUGUCUUCGUUUUGAUUUCCCCUUCUGAAUGUGGUAGGAUAUAGCUAGUGAUAGCUAGGGAAAUAUUUGAUCAUGCAUCAACUCCUGAGAUAGCUACACAGAAGGGAUAUUCUAGAAAAGGGAAGUUGGAAGAUCUCUGUGAUCAAGAGAAACAUAAACAUGUUGUGCUGGGGAAAUGCAUCUUUUGGACAGCUUGGAUUGGGUGGAAUUGAUGAAGAGAUUGUUUUAGAACCCAGAAAAAGUGACUUUUUCUUAAAUAAAAGGAUCAGAGAUGUAGGAUGUGGACUGAGACACACUGUUUUUGUCCUGGAUGAUGGGACUGUUUAUACAUGUGGAUGCAAUGAUCUAGGACAACUAGGGCAUGAAAAGGCCAGGAAAAGACCCGAGCAUGUUGGUGCACUGGAUGCCCAAAAUAUUGUAGCCGUAUCAUGUGGAGAAGCCCACACUCUUGCAUUAAAUGACAAGGGUCAAGUAUAUGCUUGGGGUCUGGCUACUGAUGGACAGCUUGGCUUGCCAGGAACAGAGGAAUGCAUCAGAGUGCCCAGAAAUAUUAAAAGCUUAUCAGAGAUCCAAAUUGUUCAAGUUGCUUGUGGUUAUUAUCAUUCACUAGCACUCUCAAAAGGAAGUGAAGUGUUUUCCUGGGGACAAAAUAAAUAUGGCCAGCUGGGCUUGGGUUAUGAGUAUAAAAAGCAGAACUCGCCACAUGUGAUUAAAUCUCUGUUGGGAAUCCCUUUUGCACAGAUUGCAGCAGGAGGAGCCCAUAGUUUUGUACUAACUCUUUCUGGAGCCAUUUUUGGAUGGGGACGCAACAAAUUUGGGCAGCUGGGUCUCAGUGAUGAUAAUGACAGGUAUGUUCCUACUCUGCUAAAGUCACUGAGAACUCAGAAGGUUGUUCAUAUAUGUUGUGGAGAAGAUCAUACUGCUGCUCUUACAAAGGAAGGUGGGGUUUUUACAUUUGGAGCUGGAGGCUAUGGUCAGUUGGGUCAUAACUCUACUAGUCAUGAGAUAAACCCAAGGAAAGUUUUUGAACUUAUGGGAAGUGUUGUGACGCAAAUCACUUGUGGCAGGCAGCACACCAUUGCAUUUGUUCCUUCAUCUGGAAGAAUCUAUUCUUUUGGACUUGGAGGUAAUGGGCAAUUAGGUACAGGAACAACCAGUAACAGGAAAAGUCCCUUCACAGUGAAAGGAAACUGGCUGCCUUACAGUACUCAGUGCCCGAUAACCACAGGCAGUGAGGAGUGUUACUGUGUGAAAAGAAUUUUCUCUGGUGGUGACCAAAGUUUUGCACACUACUUUUAUCCACAGAACAUGGUGCCACCAGAUGAUUUUAGGUAUCCUGACUUUUUGAAGCAGAUCUGGACUGUGAAUGAAACAUUUAUUCAAAGACUGCUGACUUUCCCAUCUGGAAGACUUCCUGUAGAGCUAGCUAAUGAAAUUGAUGGAACGUUCUCCUCUGCUGGGUGCCUGAAUGGGAGCUUUUUGGCUUUGAGCAAUGAUGAUCAUUACAAAACCAGCACAAAAUUCUCAGGGGUUGAUAUGAAUGCUGCUAGACUACUGUUUCACAAACUUAUACAGCCUGACCAUCCUCAUAUAUCACAACAGGUGGCAGCUAGUUUGGAAAAGAACCUUAUUCCCAAAUUGACCAGCUCCUUACCAGAUGUUGAAGCUUUGAGGCUGUAUCUUACUCUACCAGAAUGUCCACUGAUGAGUGAUGCAAACAAUUUCACAACAUUAGCUAUUCCUUUUGGAACAGCCAUUCUGAACCUAGAAAAAGCUCCUCUGAAAGUUCUUGAAAAUUGGUGGUCUGUGCUUGAACCUCCAUUGUUCCUGAAGAUAGUGGAACUCUACAAGGAUGUCAUAGUCCACCUCCUGAAGCUGUGCAAGAUGGGUGUUCCAGCCUCUGAAAGAAGAAUACUUACCACUUUUCUACACACAGGUUUCAGAGUUCUGGAAAUACUGCAUAGAGUAAAUGAAAGAGGACAAGUUAUCCAGUAUGACAGGUUUUACAUUCAUGAGAUACAAGAUUUGAUAGAUAUAAGAAAUGACUAUGUCAACUGGGUCCAGCAGCAGGUAUUUGGAAUGGAUGUCAACCAUGGAUUAACUGAGUUAACAGAUAUUCCUGUUACAAUUUGCACAUACCCAUUUGUAUUUGAUGCUCAGGCAAAGACAACUCUCCUACAAGCAGAUGCAGUCAUACAGAUGCAGAUGGCUGUUGAUCAGGCUCACAGGCAGAAUUUGUCUUCUCUCUUUCUGCCAGUAUUUGAAUCUGUCAACCCAUGCCUAAUAUUAAUGGUACGAAGAGAAAAUAUUGUAGGAGAUGCUGUGGAGGUUCUAAGGAAGACAAAGAAUGUAGACUACAAGAAACCACUCAAGGUUAUUUUUGUAGGGGAAGAAGCUGUUGAUGCUGGAGGUGUUCGCAAAGAAUUUUUUUUGCUCAUCAUGAGGGAGUUGCUAGAUCCCAAAUACGGAAUGUUCAGGUGUUAUGAAGAGUCCAGGCUCAUCUGGUUCUCUGAUAAGACCUUUGAAGACAGUGACUUGUUUCAUUUGAUUGGUGUUGUCUGUGGGCUAGCAAUAUAUAAUUUUACCAUCAUAGACCUUAAUUUCCCUUUGGCUUUGUACAAAAAACUAUUGAAUAAGAAACCAUCCCUGGAUGAUUUAAAAGAGAUGAUGCCAGAUGUUGGCAGGGGUAUGCAACAGUUACUGGACUACCCAGAGGAUGACAUUGAAGAAGCAUUUUGUCUAAAUUUUACUAUUACUGUAGAAAACUUUGGUACAACAGAAAUUGAAGAGCUUGUUCCUAAUGGUGCUGACAUUCCUGUAGUCAAACAAAAUAGGCAAGAUUUUGUAGAUGCAUAUGUGGAUUAUAUCUUCAAUAGAUCUGUGGCUUCAUUAUUCAGUGCAUUCCAUGCAGGCUUCCACAAAGUAUGUGGAGGUAGAGUUCUUCAGCUCUUCCAGCCCAGCGAGUUGCAGGCAAUGGUGAUUGGGAACACGAAUUAUGAUUGGAAAGAACUGGAGAAGAAUACAGAAUACAAAGGAGAGUACUGGGCAGACCAUCCUACCAUUAAAAUAUUCUGGGAGGUUUUUCAUGAGUUGUCUUUGGAGAAGAAAAAACAGUUUUUGCUGUUUCUGACAGGCAGUGAUCGUAUUCCAAUUCUUGGAAUGAAGUGUCUUAAACUGGUCAUCCAGCCAACAGGAGGUGGAGAAGGUUAUCUUCCGGUAGCUCACACUUGCUUUAAUCUUCUUGAUCUUCCAAAAUACACAGAUAAAGAAACCUUGAAAUCUAAGUUGAUCCAGGCUAUAGAUCACUACGAAGGUUUCAGUUUAGUAUAACUUCAGAAAUGAGAGUUCUGUGUAAUGUGGGAUCAUUAAACUAACUUUUUGCGUCUUUCUUGUGGUGGUAAAUUCAGUGGAUUAAAUGAUGGAGUUGAUAAUAUAACCAAUUCUUUGCGAAAGCAUUCAGUGGUAUGGAUAUUCAUGGGAGCCAAAAAGCAUUUACAAAAAUGAGGUACUGUUUUAACACAUACCUUCUUGUACAGAACCAUGUGGAUUUUGCCAUCUUACAAUAAAAACCAGAGUAUUUUGAAUGGGAGUCAAGUUUCGCUAACCUGAAUUAACCUUUCACCUGAUGCAAACAAAUUGGCGUGUGAGUGCAUGAGAGACUUGCUUAAGUUUUUCAAAUCACUUAAUAAGAACAUUUAACUUUUUCCCUUAUAAAUUCACUUGGUAACUUUUCAUUUUGUAAAUAAUAAUUUUUUGUGAUAAAAUAAUUAUGUUCCAAUAGCGGUAUAGUUUCUAUUGCUUGUAAUUGAAUAUGAGCUUAUUUUAUGGCUUUUAACAAAAAAGUGACUACUCUGAUUUCUGAAGAUAUAUUUUUCUGGUUUGUUUUAAGAACCUUAAUAAUGAAAACGAGUGUCUAAGAGACCUUCAUCUUCACUAUGUACAAUCCCUGAAGCAGUCACUUAGUGCCGAUACAAAACUGCAUUCAAUGGCAUUUUUAAUAUGUGGGUGGACAAGCUGACUAAAUACACUUUUAUUUUUAAGGACUGAUUCUGUAAUUAAGUGGAUGCCAUUAUAAAAGGUUAAUUUAUCAUUUGAAACCUCUGCAGCCAUGUGUCAAGAAUACAGCUUAAAAGAAAAAGGUGUACCAGACAACUGAUGCUGUCAAGAGGUCAAGCAUUUAUUUUUAAAAGCUGAAGAUGUAGUUUAUGGUUUCUAAUAGAAUUUUCACUUUUUUCCAGGUAAAUGCAUUUGAAAUAACUUUAACUGUCCCCUCCCCUUUUCUUAAGAUUUUAUUUUUAGUAUAAUUGCCCUGAGACAAUUGUGCUUAGCUGGACACUUUUGGAUUUGACUUUCCUUCUCUGGUGAAAUUCCAGAUUUUGUGGUGUUAAUGCAUAUGUGACUUGCAGCUGUGAAACAAAUAUUUAUUUUUUUUAGAUUUUUAAAUGCAGUGAAAAAAUUCAAGCUAUAAUAAAAUACUUGAAUGAAAA